Leptopilina boulardi is the source of this 767-nucleotide messenger RNA. RefSeq names its product U6 snRNA-associated Sm-like protein LSm4. Gene Ontology annotation, cellular component: U6 snRNP; spliceosomal tri-snRNP complex; P-body. The transcript is spliced from 5 exons. The record is from RefSeq and is a predicted model, not a curated record. Bases 180 to 590 code for a protein of 136 amino acids. Gene Ontology annotation, biological process: mRNA splicing, via spliceosome; nuclear-transcribed mRNA catabolic process; P-body assembly. Lineage: Eukaryota; Metazoa; Arthropoda; Insecta; Hymenoptera; Figitidae. Gene Ontology annotation, molecular function: U6 snRNA binding.
UUUUGUUUUCCAGUUUUCUUUUUUUGUUGCCGGUGAAGAAAAAAAAUAAACUUAAAAAUUAUUAUAAUUAUAAUUAUAAUUAUUCUUUUUCUUUGAUUGGAAAAUAUAUUUUUAACACGAAUAGUUUAGUAGAGAGCAUUUUGGAAAAUUGUGCAAAUUUUUCGAUAAAAAUUACAAAAAUGUUACCACUUUCGUUGUUGAGAACAGCUCAAAAUCAUCCAAUGCUUGUGGAGUUAAAAAAUGGUGAAACAUAUAAUGGACAUUUAGUCAGUUGUGAUAAUUGGAUGAAUAUCAAUCUCAGAGAAGUUAUUUGCACAUCGAGAGAUGGUGAUAAAUUUUGGAGAAUGCCAGAAUGUUAUAUUCGUGGUAGCACUAUAAAGUAUCUUCGAAUUCCCGAUGAAGUUAUUGAUAUGGUGAAGGAAGAUAUUCAAAUGAAAAAUCGAGGACGCGGAGACAUGAAAGGACGAGGUUCUAAUCAAAGAACGGGUAAUCGCGGCACUGGAAGAGGUUCCUUUGGAGGAAGAGGCAGACCACCACCUUUAGGUCGAGGAACAAUUCUACAAACAAAUAAACACAAUAAAAAUAAAUAAAUUCAAUUUAGUACUUUUUUUCCACUUAUUAUUAUAAAGUUUCUAAGUAUUAAUUUUUCAUCUAAUUAUGUAUAUUUUUUUUCUAUAUAAGCAUAGUUUAUGCUUAAAAAAUUGUAUUAUCAAUUUAACAUGAUUUGUAUUGAAAAAAAAAUUACAAAUUCUUUAUGAAAUAAAUUA